AUGGAGAUAGGAGCUGAGGAAGCUGACAAUACUCAAACGCUGUAUGAAGCAAGCAUGAGGGGAUGUGUAGCCACCUUGAACACAUUGAUUCAGAAUGAUCCAUUCAUUUGCCAUAAAAUUUCACUCACUGCCUUCACUGAAACUCCCUUACACAUCUCAGCUUUGCUUGGUCAUGUUGAAUUCAGUAAGGCUCUUGUGAGCCAAAAACCUCAACUUGUCACGGAGUUGGACUCAUUCAAACGCUCGCCUCUUCACUUAGCUUCUGCUGAGGGCCACACUGAGAUUGUCAAAGAGCUGUUGCAAGCAAAUAAGAAGGUGUGCUUGGUUGCUGAUGAAGAGGGCAGAAUUCCUCUCCAUUUGGCUGCAAUGAGAGGGAGAGUCGAGGUGAUACAAGAGCUGAUAAGUGCAAAACCUGAGUCAAUUCUUGUGCAAAUCAACGGAGAAACAGUUUUACACUUGUGUGUUAGGUAUAAUCAUCUGGAUGCUCUGAAACUACUGAUGGCAUCAGUCAAUGAUGAGGUGUUUCUCAACUCCAAAAACCUUGAAGGCAACACUAUCUUGCAAGUCUCUGCCAUGUUGAAGCAAUUUGAGACUACAAGGUACUUGCUUUCAGUACCAAAGAUAAAAGUAGAUGUCAACUCCUUGAUCGAGAAUGGCUUUGCAGCAAUUUACAGAAACGGCACAAUUCCAAGGAAUUUGCAAAAUCCUAUUACUGAGACAACCACCAAAGCUCAAAGCACUCGAUCGGCCACCAAAAAAUCAAAAGCUGCUCUCAAGAAAGAAGCAAAAUCUCAUGCAGCAUUAUUGUCAUCAACGACAUAUGACUGGAGCAAAAAGGUAAUGAAGUACAAGAGUAACAAUUAUGAAAAUAUAAGAGGCAACUUGAUAGUGGUGGCCACAUUGAUUGCAGCCAUGAGUUUUCAAGUGGCAACAAAUCCACCAGGUGGGGACUGGAAAAGUGACGGAACCAAUAAAAAAGAUCAAAACUGCACAAUUGGAGCAGUAAACUGCAUUUUUAAAACUUCAAUAAAUGAAUACACUCAUGACAAGCUAGUAUUUUUCAGCACUCUCUCAUUUUCAGCAUCACUAAGCAUAAUCUUGUGGCUUAUCAGUGGAGUUCCUCUCAAAAACAGAGUUUCAGUGGGGAUUUUGCUCAUAGGAAUGUGGGCUACAGUGCUGUUUGUUGCAGCUACAUAUUAUUUAUACAUCAGCUUGGCUAUGCCACAUGAUUCACAAGAUCAAUAUGAUCACGUAUUUGAUUUUAUUAGUGUUUGGUACUUAUGGCUUUGGGCUGGGUUGCUUGCAGUCAUAAUUGCGAUUCAUACGCUUAGAUUUUGUUGGUGGGUGGUGAAGAAGCUGUUCAUGGGUGUAGUUUAUAUAGUUAGAUGUUGCUGUUGCUGUUGCUGUUAUAAGAACAAAAAGAACCAACACCAUGAUCAGAUUAUGGUGAGUGUUUAAGAAGAAGACUAGAUUGCACUUUAUGCAUACAUACAGCUUCCAAUUUCCAUUGCAUCCCAUCAUGACGUCGUUAACGAAUACGAGUUUAAGUUAGUUUAUAGACAUUGAAUUUCUUGAAUAGUAAAUGUGUUUUAGAUGAAGGAUGCUUGCGUUGUUAUAGAAUUACUUAAUCCCAAAGCUUAGACUAUUAGUUAAGAUUCAACUCUUAAAUAUAUAUAAAUACUGCAAAUUAGACUAAUCAGUUAUUUCUUUCCAUGUCUCAGACACACCGAUACUAGUACUAAUGUUACGUAAAUGUAACUCCUUGUUCAAACAAUUCUAUUCGGAGUUCUUAG
This is a messenger RNA of Pistacia vera, 1793 nucleotides long. RefSeq names its product ankyrin repeat-containing protein BDA1-like. Bases 1 to 1458 code for a protein of 485 amino acids. Gene Ontology annotation, molecular function: protein binding. NCBI's taxonomy places the organism in Eukaryota, Viridiplantae, Streptophyta, Magnoliopsida, Sapindales, Anacardiaceae. The transcript is spliced from 2 exons. The record is from RefSeq and is a predicted model, not a curated record.